AUGCUAUCACCAACGACCAGCAAUACCAUAUUCCCAAUGCCACCACCGCCACUCAUCACAACCCUGCCUGAUCCUAAUCCACUCGUGACCAAACCUUUUGACCAUCGCAAACAACUGGAUAAGUUUGUCAAAGAAUUUGCACCCCAGCAUGGGUACGGCAUCAUCAUUGGUCACUCUGGACGUGACCCCAAUCUCUACUGCAAAUACCAGUGCCAUCGCAGUGGCAAACCCGCAAAGCCAAAGGCCAGGAUUGGUGUCGACCAUGUCACUAAAAUCGAAUCCGAACCACCCAAGAAGAGCCGAUCCAUCAAGAUCGGAUGUCCCUUCGAGAUGAGGGCCUGUUUUGACCACCAAAGACAAACGUGGACUCUUGUUCACAAGAUUUCACAUCAUAAUCAUGAACCAAUGGAAAUAGUGAUUCCAGUCAUCACAACCAUCAUUUCAACGUCCUCUAUCCAACAGACAACCCCAACGACUGAACAACCACAAGCUCGAGAAGCAAGUCACGAGUCCAAGGAAACAACUCCAGAAACUAGCAUUCAAUCACAACUUGUCUCAAUUAACGAACAAAUCCUUUCAAUGGAGGCACCUCAACAAGAUGAGAUGAUCAAAUCAAUUCGCAAACUACUCAAUUCGGUAUGUAGUGUACCUGAAGAUGAGAUAUCAAACAAUAUCCGCAAGCCAAACAACGAGAUUGCUUUAGAUAUCUUGGACGACAUGGAAUACUUCCAGUCAUUUCAUCAACCUCAAUUACCCGAUGAUGUUGGAAAAGGAAUCGAUUUUGCUGUUGCCCUGAUGGAUCCAGAGAAAUCACCGACAACGCAGAGUCGCAUCAAUGAUGCACUAGACGUGACCCUCAACCUUAACCAGCAUUCCUUCGACUCUCUUGACUCUUUUCAGUAUGAAGAUCUUAUUCGGUCUCAUUCUCAGCCUAUGGAAAACAUUAUCCAGAACAAUCAAACUCAUCAUGAUUUUGAGAGCACACAUGAUACUGAUCUUAUCGCUCAAAACGGUCACACUUUUCAACACAUUGAUAGCACAAAUGAUUAUAUUACAAAGGUUCAGAACAAUCACACUCCUCACAAUUUUGAUAGAACCAAUGAGAACAAUAUUAAUACUGCUCAUGACCCUUCCAGCCAACACAAUGCAACGAACAUCAGCUCGGAGGUCAUAUCCGCUAUUCCCAGCACCCAACAAAUCCCAUCAGCUAACGAUCCACUUCAAACCCACCCCGUUACCAAGCAAUGUAAUACUUCCACUGUCAAAGACAAUGCACAAGUUUCACCCCGUCGAACUCGAAGUAAAGUAGCUGCUGUUCAUGCUGAAGAGGAAGUACAGUCUGGUCUCAAUCGAAGAACACGUAGUGCUCUGAGCGGAAAGAAGCGCAAGUGUAACAGUUGA
This is a messenger RNA of Melampsora larici-populina 98AG31, 1401 nucleotides long. RefSeq lists its product as uncharacterized. The record is from RefSeq and is a predicted model, not a curated record. Gene Ontology annotation, molecular function: DNA-binding transcription factor activity, RNA polymerase II-specific. The transcript has 3 exons. The coding region runs from base 1 to 1401 and encodes 466 amino acids. NCBI's taxonomy places the organism in Eukaryota, Fungi, Basidiomycota, Pucciniomycetes, Pucciniales, Melampsoraceae.